Molecule: messenger RNA, 1218 nt
Organism: Anopheles maculipalpis
Lineage: Eukaryota; Metazoa; Arthropoda; Insecta; Diptera; Culicidae
Exons: 3
Coding region: 1-1218 (405 amino acids)
Biological process (GO): sensory perception of smell; detection of chemical stimulus involved in sensory perception of smell
Cellular component (GO): plasma membrane
Molecular function (GO): odorant binding; olfactory receptor activity
Source: RefSeq, a predicted model, not a curated record
AUGGAGUGGAUCAGACGGCAGCUUAACAUAGUGUGGCAUCUGGACGAGGGCCGUGACUAUCUUUACUUUCUGCGUCCUUUUCAAUUGGUGGCAGGUUAUCCGAUUAAUUUAAGGCCCGUACUAGCGAAGUUGGUGACUAUCGUUCGCCUCGCAGCGUAUCUUGUAUAUCUUACCAGCUUGAUACACAAGAUUUACUACGUACUCUAUCGACCAGAGGACAUUAACUACGUCUCGUUCGUAUCGGGAGGCAUUACGGUACUGGUGGCCGUACUGCUGCUGAUGAUCAUUUUCACCGUCCACUACGAUGCGUUUCAACAGUUGGGUGACUUUUUGAAUGAUCGUUCCUUUGCGCAAGAUCAUCCACAGGCUUCCAAGAUCCGGCAACGCUGGUAUCGCUGGAGUAAUUGCCUAAUUCUCGGGCCGCAGUGCGGCAUCAUACUCAUUCUAUUGCAGACAUGGUUUUCCCGGCAGCACAUGAAAAAGCACACCAUGCUGGUCAUACGCGGAGAACCGAUUGGAACCGAGUUUUCCCAUUUCGCGUACGUAAGCUUUCUCUACUUUCCGACGGUUGGCUUCUUUAUGGGGUGCUCGAUAGUGAAUGCAAUUUUGGUGGGUUUUAUGGGCGAAAUGGAACUGUUAGCUACCUGUCUGGGGGAUGUUUUCAAAACGGUUGAAAGCCAGCUUGGUGUCCAGAAAGCACAAAACAAUCGGACAGCAUUUUGGAUCACAUUGCACGAUCAACUGCGCCAAUGUGCAAAGCGGCACUGUGAAAUAUUCACAAUGCUUCCGAAAUUGCAACGAAUGGCCAGCUUUGUCUUUCUGCAGCAUCACAUCUUCUCGCUGGGACUCGUGACGGCCGGAUGUUACGUGACACUGCGGGGACCGGCAUUGCGUGAAAACGUAGUGCUGAGCGAAUAUCCGAUCUCGGUCGUGGUGGAAUACUUUAUCUUUUGUCAGCUGGUUGAGAGAUUGCAGGACAUGAAUCAUUAUAUCGCUGAAAAGCUGUACGGCACUGAUUGGAUGCUGGAGUUGCAGUUUUCGCGCAAGUUUCAACGUGAAUAUCGAUCGGAGUCCCUUACUAUCGGUUUGCUGAUAAAUCGCAGUCAACAAAGAAUUAGGUUCACCUGUGGCUCUAUCAACGCAGUGUCGAUGGAAAAAUUUACCGAGUUCAUCAAUUUGUCAUACUCGAUUGUGAUGUUUUUACUAAGCAUAAAUUGA